AUGGCGAUUAUUCUUAAAGGCAUUAGACAAUCUGACGAUUAUAAAAUUAAUCCAAAUGAUACAGUCCUAGAAGAAACCAAAACAUUAACAUCUAGAGAUAUUGAAAAAGGAAUCUGUGAAAAAUGCGGAAUAACUAAUCAUCAAGAAAAAGAAGAAGAAAACGUCAACAUUACAGUAUUUUCCGACGGAACUGAAACUAAAGCAUUCUGCGACGACUGCUUGGGAACUAUAAAAAUAGAAACUUAA
Messenger RNA from Racocetra persica, 246 nucleotides. NCBI's taxonomy places the organism in Eukaryota, Fungi, Glomeromycota, Glomeromycetes, Diversisporales, Gigasporaceae. The record is from the annotation of a GenBank genome assembly.